Platichthys flesus (European flounder) is the source of this 858-nucleotide messenger RNA. It is a transcript of the gene mymk, whose product is annotated as myomaker, myoblast fusion factor. The coding region runs from base 1 to 858 and encodes 285 amino acids. Lineage: Eukaryota; Metazoa; Chordata; Actinopteri; Pleuronectiformes; Pleuronectidae. The record is from RefSeq and is a predicted model, not a curated record. The transcript has 6 exons. Gene Ontology annotation, cellular component: plasma membrane.
AUGGGAGCGUUCAUCGCCAAGAUGCUGCUGCCCACAGUCAGCAGCCUGGUGUUCCUCCCGGCAGCCAGCGUCGCCGCCAAGAGGGGCUUCCACAUGGAGGCCAUGGUCUACUUCUUCACCAUGUUCUUCACCGCGAUCUAUCACGCGUGUGAUGGACCAGGUCUCUCCAUCCUGUGCUUCAUGAGAUACGACGUCCUGGAAUACUUCAGUGUUUACGCCACGGCCCUCUCCAUGUGGGUCACACUGAUCGCUCUGGGCGACUUCGACGAGCCUCAGCGCUCCAGCAUCACGAUGUUCGGAGUGCUGACCACCGCCGUGAGGAUCUACCAGGACCGCUGGGGCUACGGGAUCUACUCCGGACCCAUCGGAUCGGCCGUCUUCAUCAUCACCGUCAAAUGGCUGCAGAAGAUGAAGCAGCUGAGGGCCGUGUACCCGGACAAGAAGGUGUACACGCAGCAGGUCGGUCCCGGCUGCUGCUUCGGCGCCCUCGCUCUCAUGCUGCGCUUCUACUUUGAGGAGUGGGACUACGCCUACGUCCACAGCUUCUACCACCUGUCUCUGGCUGUGUCCUUCGUCCUGCUGCUGCCGAAGAAGAACCGCUACGCAGGGACGGAGCGGAACGCUGCCAAGCUCAGCUGCUACACGUUGUGCUGCUGCUCCAUGUCCCCGGGCACCGUCAAAGACAAGACGGACAAAUCCAAGACGAAGAAGUCUCGCUCCGUGUGGACGGUCCCAACGGAGAAGCUGUGGCCACGAGGCUGCAGCACCCCCACCCUGCCUCUCUACACCCCCCCGCCCUCCACACCUGUCAAAGGCACCAGCAUCAGCAAACUCAAAGAGAUGAACGGCUGGAAGUGA